AAAGAGAUAAAAGUAUUUAGAAGUUUCAUUCGUACACGCAUUUCGAAAUUUAUAUUUGAACGCGCGUUGGCCGAAAAUAGUAUCACUUGCACCGUCUACCGAUCAAACGAGAAACUACCGAAAAAUACAAAUUACAUUUUUUCGUAAAAUGAGGCAUUUUUAUUAUUUAAUCACGUUUGUAAAUUGUUCUACGGGAACAAUAAAGUAAGAGAAUUGACUUCACGGUGGGCUCGAAUCUUUAUAUUCGAAAAUUUUUUAAUUGUAAUUUACGGAUUUAAAAAUGCUUUGGCUUCUAGCGGUGGAAGGUAGGAACUAAUCAAAUGAGUAGGGACAUUACAUAUGUGAUGGUGUUGUAGGGACCAGGGUCGAACCAGGUCCUCCUGGCUGCCAUUUUCCCUAGGGAAGCCAAAUUUGCUCUUGAGUGUACAAGCUGUAUUUAGCAUAUAAUGUAUCAAUAAAUGAUAUUAUUUUCUAGCAAUUUUUAAGUGUAGUUUCAUAAAUUUAAUGAAAAAGAUUUUCAUGUAAAACUGAUUGUACAUCUUCGUAAUCUCCUAGGUUUAACGUGUAUAUUGAUAUUUUUAUGUUUUGUUGAUGUAUCGUUACUCACGACAAAUUUCACAAACUUAGGCAGUUGAUUGUAAAUAGUAGUAAAGGGUAUGCUUUUCCAUGAUAAAUAUACAUCAAGGAAGAUCUCACAUAUCAUCAAAAAUGCAAAAAGAAGUAGAUGACAUAGUUACAAAGUCUUUGCAAAAAGCUUAUGACCAUGAUCGUACUGGAAAUGUGGGGAAGGCAUAUGCAUAUUAUACAGUUGUAGCAGAAUUGUGCCCUGCAAAGAGAUCAGAAAUUGAAGAAGCAUUUGUUGACGUACUUUGUCAAUGGGGAAUUCAACUUGCGUAUGAAAACAGAUUUGAAGAUGUUAUUUUAUGUUAUAAACGUUCCUUGGAUAUUUUUCCAAAAAAUGCCCGUAUGUUACAUAAUUUUGCAGCUCAUCUUUUGAGGAAUAAUGAUCCGAUAAAGGCAAUAGAAUAUUUCAAGAGAGCUUUGGAAACCAAUCCUAACUUUCUGCCAGCAGAAAGAAAUUUACAAAAUGCACUCAGCAUGGCAGUAGAUAGGUGGCAUUUUCCCAUGUUGAAUGACAAACGAAGAAAUAAUGCAUUUGAACGUGCAAUUCGAAAGAAAAUUUCUCAAGGAUAUGAUACUGUAUUAGAUGUAGGAACUGGUACAGGUUUAUUAAGUUUAUAUGCCCAUGAUGCAGGUGCAAAGAAAAUUUACGCGUGUGACUGUUCUCCAGUAAUGUUAAAAAUUGCUGAAAAGGUGUUUGAAACUAAUGAUGCUAAAGAUAUAGUAUUAGUAUCUAAACUUUCUUCAAAUCUUACAAUUCCCACUGAUAUCUCAGAAAGGGUAAAAUUAGUAGUAACAGAAACUUUUGAUGCUGGUUUAUUUGGAGAACAUGUAAUACCAUCCAUGAUAAGUGUACAUACAAAUAUUUUGGAUAAAAAUGGUAUAGUGAUACCUACAAGUGCUACACUUUAUGUAGCUGCUGUAGAAUGUGAAUACAUAAGACAUAGAUCUAUUGUAAUAUUUGAUAAGCUGAGAGAAUCAUGUUCUUUAAAUUUUGAUAAUAUAUUUGUAUUAAUAGACGAGGAAUACUAUGACACAGAAAAUUUAAAAAAUAUUAAACUUAAGUACAUAACAGAACCUGCAGCCCUUUUUACGAUAAAUUUUAAUGAUUUAUCAGAUUUACAAAAGUUUAAUAGUGAUGGAGUGAAAAGCAUAAUAAAUGUAAAAUGUAUGUGUGAUGGUAGUAUUGAUGGUUUGAUUACUUGGUUUAAAUUACAUCUUGAUGAAGAUAUAACAAUAGAUACUUCAGAAAGAAAUUCUUGUUGGCAGCUUGCUAUUUUUUCGGCUAUACCAAAAUUGUUAACCAAAGGUGACGCGAUAAUGAUUAAGGGAGAAAUAUUGAAAGGAAAAUUAAAAUGUUCGUAUAUGUCACAAAAUCUUGAACUUGAUGAUUGCAACAAUUACGCGUUCUUUUAUCGUUUACCAAAAGAAAUUAUAACAUUUUUAAACGAUUUUGAAUAUAUUAAAUUACUUACCGAAGUUAGUAGAUCACUACUGAACAAAGAAAUACACACUAUUUUGGAUACUUCUCCUUUUCCAAUAUACGGAUUAAUGUUACUAAAAGAAAAUAGGCAUAGUAAAAUUUUAUACUAUAAAACUGAAAACACGGUACUUCGUCGUUUUAUUGAACGAACUGCUGAACAAAUUGGUGUUAAAGACAAAUUAUGUAUUAUAUCAAAAUACAACCACAUUACAGUUUCUUUAGACACUAUAUUUGUUCAUAACUUUGAUAUUAAAGGAGAAAUGAAGAAUUAUGGAGAAGAACACAAUCAGGAAUUUUUUCGAUGCUUGCUUAAACCAAAUGGUAUUUUGUUACCUGAACAAAUAUUUCUUAUGGGACAGCUUGUGUUUUCAAAGGACUUACCAAAUAUGGUAUAUGUCAAAGACGAAAAUUUAGAAGGAAUGUCAAAACUUGUAUUUGAUUCGAAUUCUGAAACGAAAUUUAAUAGUACUUAUGAUAGUACAUGCUGCUACGGAAUUGCACAGUACAUUAAUGAAUUUAAGAUAAAUCAAAUUUUUGAUUUGAAUUCAAGUUUGUAUCUGUACGAACCUUUAUCCGACGUAAAUGUAAUGAUAGAAAUGAGAGAAAAUGAAAUUGCAGAACGUGUAAUAAAUUUUGGGAAAAUAAGUGCUUCUAAUAAUAAAUUAUUACCAAAUGCCUUGGUUUGUUGGUACAAAAUUAGAUUAACAUUGAAUCAUAGUUACAAUACGAAAAGGAAUGGAUCAUUUAUGAAUCAUACAGCAAUAUUGUUAGAAGAUGAAUUAAAAAAUACUAUUUUACAAGGUAAUGAAGUAUGUAUAAAAGUUCACCAAGCUGAAGGUAUGAUACAAAUAAAAGUUAAAUAACUUCAAAGGUGUUUGGUAUUUUAUAUAAUUGUCAUCCAUUUAAAUUGUACAUUUGUUACAUACAUUUU
Messenger RNA from Megachile rotundata (alfalfa leafcutting bee), 3035 nucleotides. Its product is annotated as protein arginine N-methyltransferase 9. Lineage: Eukaryota; Metazoa; Arthropoda; Insecta; Hymenoptera; Megachilidae. Gene Ontology annotation, molecular function: protein-arginine N-methyltransferase activity; histone methyltransferase activity; protein binding. Gene Ontology annotation, biological process: peptidyl-arginine methylation, to asymmetrical-dimethyl arginine; chromatin remodeling. The record is from RefSeq and is a predicted model, not a curated record. Gene Ontology annotation, cellular component: nucleus.